AUUUCUCGUUGUUUGGCACAAGGGAAUUCUCAUUCUAACGACAAUGCAUGACUAUUACUCGCUCAAUACUGGCUUCCCUUGCCCUUCAGCAGUUCUCCCGCCACUUCUCCUCCAUCGCCCGCCAUGCCCAACCCAAACUAUUGUCUUCUAACUUUGGCUGCCUUCAAAAUGCCGAUUCCUUAUUCGACGCUCUGGUUCAGCCGGACACUCUCAAAUGGAAUGCGAUGAUCAAGGCUCAUAUUGAUCUGGGUCUUGGCUCCCAAGCUCUGUUUGUGUACAGAAAGAUGCGGCAGGCGGGAGUUCAUCACGACAGCUUCACGUUUCCAAUGGUGAAUAAAGCCGCAUCUCUGGCGGUUGAAUCUGAUGUUAUAGUUGGUGCCAUGGUUCAUUGUGUAGCAUAUAAAGUGGGUUUUGUUUCCGAUUUGUACUUCUGCAAUACGAUGAUGGAGGUCUAUGCGAAGGGCGGACUGGUGAUAAACGCCUCCAAGCUGUUUGACGAAAUGCCGCUGAGGGAUCUGGUAUCGUGGACAUCGAUGAUUACUGCUUCUAUUUCUGAAGGAAAGUUAUCUUAUGCCUUUGAGCUGUUCAAUGAAAUGAUGGCGGAAGUGGCACCCAAUUCCGUGACUCUAAUUGUCAUGCUUCAAGGCUGCUCUACAGGCACGAAUUGGUCCGCAGGCAGACAACUUCAUGGUUAUCUUGUCAAGAAUGGUCUGUUAGCAGACGUGUCCCUUCAAAAUUGCCUUUUGAGAUUCUACAGCAAAAUGGAUCAUGUCCUAAUGGUGGAGAAUUUGUUCAGUGAAAUGAACCAGAGGGAUGUUGUUACUUGGAACACUUUGAUCAGCUUCUACUCCCUAAAAGAGAAUAUUGGAAAGGUGGCUUCUUUCUUCAACAAGAUGCAACUUGAAGUGGCUGUCAGCAGUGAGACUUUGACUUCAGUCAUAACAGCGCUUGGAAAAGCCUGGUACUUGACAGAAGGUAAGAAGCUACAUUCCCUCGCCAUAAAACUUGGUCUAAAGGACAAUGUCUUAAUGACUUCUCUCUUGGACUUUUAUGCCAAGUGUGGGAAACUAGAAAGCGCAGCUGCAUUAUUUACAGAAAUCUCCCACAAAAGCAGCAUUACUUGGAAUGCAAUGAUGUCAGGUUUCAUCCAAAACGAGUUCUUCCAACAAGCCAUCGACAUUUUCAGGGAAAUGCAAGCUGAAGGCAUCCAACCAGGAGCAGAAACUCUCGGAACCCUCGUCGAUGCUUGUGCUCGCUUAACUGCAUUCCAUCUAGGCAAAGAGAUCCAUGGAUAUAUCAUCAAGAACCUCAUCCCAAACUCUGCAGCUCAAGAACACCACCUCUCCUUGAUCAGCCAGAUCUUAAACAUGUACAUAAAAUGUGGAAGCAUUUCAUCAGCAAGACAGCUCUUUGACAGGAUGCCAACCAAAGACAUUGUAGCCUGGACAUCGAUGAUUGAUGGCUAUGGAGUCCACGGACGAGGCAUUGAAGCAUUAAACCUCUUCGACAGGAUGCUAGAGGAAACAUCAGUCACCCCAAAUUCCAUAACAAUCCUCAGCCUGCUAUCCAGUUGCAGCCACUCAGGCCUAGUAAGAGAAGGCUGCAAACUGUUUGUUGCUUUGAAACAUGAAUAUGGGAUCCAACCGAGUCUAGAUCACUACACAUGCUUGGUGGAUCUCUUGGGUCGAUCAGGGAACCUGAAGGAGGCCAUGUCCAUGAUUCUCAAGAUGGAGUUUGGCUGUGCUGAUGGAAGAAUAUGGGGAGCUCUAUUGGCUGCAGCUAGAACUCAUGGAGAUAGGAGAGUUGCAGAGUACGCGGCAGGGAAGGUUUUGGAGAUGGAGCCUGAUGGAGUUGGUUACUACACGCUCCUGAGCAAUGUGAGGGCUGGUGGUGGAGAAUGGAUUGAAGCUGAAGAAGUUAGGAGAGGUGUGCGUGAGAAGAUGCUGAGGAAGGAGCCAGGGUGGAGCUUUUUGGAAGGGAGAAUUGGGAUGGAAAAUGAGAACCAUCAUCGGUUUGUUUCUGGAGAUCGUUCGCAUGUGAGGAUUGAGGAGAUUUGUGAAGUGUUGAGACAUUUGAGCUGUCAAGUGUGAGGCUGGCCUGUGAGCACGAUCGAGUCUCAAGUGGACCUGUAUGAAUAAAAUAAAAGUUUGUGG
This is a messenger RNA of Linum trigynum, 2153 nucleotides long. The record is from the annotation of a GenBank genome assembly. Lineage: Eukaryota; Viridiplantae; Streptophyta; Magnoliopsida; Malpighiales; Linaceae.